CCUAAGUCUUAGCCAAAAUCAAUUUUGAGAGAGAGAGAGAUGCAGAAAAGGGAGCUCGGGAAAUCCGGUGGCCAGUCCGGCGGAGCUUCGGCUCCACCACCGAAGAGAGGCCGUCCGUUUGGUAGCACGAGUGCAAACUCGGCAGCUGCAGCAGCUGCCGCUGCGGCGGCGGAUGCGAUGUCUCCGUCAGCUCUACUCGGUCCUUCUCUUCUUGUUCACAAUUCCUUCAUCGACCAGAACAAUAGAAGAAUAGUCCUAGCGCUACAGAGUGGGUUGAAGAGCGAGGUGACAUGGGCAUUGAAUACACUCACAUUGCUUUCCUUCAAGGAGAAAGAGGAUAUUCGAAGAGACUUCACUCCUCUAGCUAAGAUACCUGGCUUGCUUGAUGCCCUUCUCUUAAUUAUAGAUGACUGGCGUGACAUAGCUCUCCCAAAGAACCUGACAAGAGGAACUAGGGUCAGAUCGUUAGGUGCAAAUUCUUCAGUUACGGGUUUUGGCAGUGAGUAUGAUGCGCUAGCCACAAUUCAAACCCCUGGAUCCGGCGUUGGUUCUUCAGCCACUGAGGCAUUAGGGAAAAAAGGCUCUGGAAAACAUCAGUCAUCUCAGUGGUGGAAUGAAGAAGAUGGUUUGUUUAAUAUAGACGAUGAAGGGAGAGCAGAGAAACAGAUGUGCGCCAUUGCUGCGUCAAACGUUAUCCGCAACUUCUCCUUCAUGCCGGAUAAUGAAGUUGUAAUGGCUCAGCAUCGCCAUUGCUUAGAAACUGUUUUCCAGUGCAUAAACGAUCAUAUGACCGAGGAUGAAGAGCUAGUCACAAAUUCGCUUGAGACGAUUGUAAACCUAGCGCAUUUGAUGGAUCUUCGAAUUUUCAGCUCGCUUAAACAGUCAUACAUCAACAUAAAUGAAAAGCAAGCUGUACAAGCUGUGGUUGGGAUUCUUGAUUCUGCCGUCAAGGCUUGGAACUGUGCUGCUGCUGAAUUGCUAGGGCGUUUGAUAAUCAACCCGGACAAUGAACCCUUCAUUAAUCCCUUAAUUCCACAGAUACACAGGCGAUUAGUCGAUCUUUUAAGCAUACCAGCAGUUGAUGCACAAGCCGCAGCUGUUGGUGCACUCUACAAUCUCGUGGAAGUAAACAUGGAUUGCAGAUUAAAGCUUGCAAGUGAGAGAUGGGCGAUUGAUAGAUUGCUGAAAGUGAUAAAGACUCCGCAUCCGGUUCCAGAAGUCUGCAGGAAAGCUGCAAUGAUACUAGAGAACCUUGUCUCCGAGCCUCAGAACAGAGCAUUGUUACUUGCGUAUGAGAAUGCUUUUGCAGAGCUGCUUUUUCAAGAUGGUAAGUAUUCUGAUUCGUUUGCGAGGAUUUUGUAUGAACUAACUGCUAGAUCAAAUAGCAGAGUGGCUUCGGCUCGGGGAAUCUGGGGGAUGUAAUGUGGGUUUAGUCAGUCAAAAGUCUCUCUAUAGAUUAGUGGGUUUGGUUAAUGAUGCUGUAAUGUAUUAGUAGUAGACUUGGAUCAUUUGAGAUAUUAAAAGCACAGUAUUGUUGAACAAAGCAGAUGGUGGUUUCUUUUCAUUAUUGCUCUCGCAUACAUGUGAUACGACAAUUUAACCCUCCUCUUGUGUAAUCUAGCAACUCUUGGUUGGUAGUAUCUUUAUGUAAUGAUAGAUAAUGUUUUGGCAA
Molecule: messenger RNA, 1672 nt
Organism: Eutrema salsugineum
Lineage: Eukaryota; Viridiplantae; Streptophyta; Magnoliopsida; Brassicales; Brassicaceae
Product: armadillo repeat-containing protein LFR
Exons: 8
Coding region: 40-1422 (460 amino acids)
Biological process (GO): chromatin remodeling; positive regulation of DNA-templated transcription; regulation of transcription by RNA polymerase II
Cellular component (GO): brahma complex; nucleoplasm; SWI/SNF complex
Molecular function (GO): protein binding; nucleosome binding
Source: RefSeq, a predicted model, not a curated record